AAUCAACUCCAGUUGAGAAACACUGGGUAUUGGGAACUGAUAGUAAAUCGUAAGUCAAUUAGUUAUUUGGCGGUGUUAUAUUUCGUUUAUUUUCUUUUGUAAAAAUGGCUCUUUCUUGUUCAAUUUCCAAUGAAGUGCCAGAACAUCCCGUAAUUUCUCCAGUGUCGGGAAAUAUUUUUGAAAAAAGACUUAUUGAAAAAUAUGUAACAGAAAAUGGAGUGGAUCCAAUUAAUGGAAAAGAGUUGACUAUUGAACAACUCAUUGAAGUCAAAGCAUCGCCAAUUGUAAAACCAAAACCACCUAGUGCCACGUCGAUUCCAGCGAUUCUUAAAAUAUUACAAGACGAAUGGGAUGCAGUGAUGCUUAAUUCAUUUACACUGCGCGGACAAUUACAAACAGCAAGACAGGAGCUGUCUCACGCACUUUAUCAGCAUGACGCGGCCUGUCGUGUGAUAUCGCGGUUAACUAAAGAAGUUACAGCAGCACGUGAGGCUUUGGCGUCAUUGAAACCACCAAGUGGUAUCACACAAGCAACAGCUAUUCCACAACCAGCGAUCGCUGUCGAGGCUGGAGGUACAGCAGCCCAACCUGUUGAGCAAGCGGGAAUAACUGAAGACAUCAUCCACAUACUCCAAGAGAAAGCGACAGUCUUGACGCAAGAACGUAAACGACGAGGACGAUCCAUUCCCGAAGACUUGUUGCCCGCUGAGAGGAUCCGUGAGUUCCAAACGAUAGCAUCACAUCCCAGUCUUCACUCGGCCAGUGUUCCUGGUAUCUUGGCUCUCGAUAUUCAUGCCGCUGACACCAGUAAGAUUUUAACUGGCGGUGCUGACAAAAACGCGACAGUAUUUAACAAAGACACUGAACAAGUGGUGGCUAUUUUGAAAGGACACACUAAGAAAGUUACCAAGGUCGUUUAUCAUCCUGAGGAAGAUGUCGUGAUGACAGCAUCCCCUGAUACGACAAUACGCAUAUGGAACGUCGGUACAAGUCAAACUACUCUGCUACUUCGCGCCCACGAUGCUCCAGUUACCGGCUUGUCGUUGCAUCCUACUGGUGAUUAUUUACUCAGUUCAUCUUUGGAUAACAAUUGGGCCUUCUCUGAUAUUCGUACCGGUAGAUUAUUGACAAAGGUUUCCAGUCCAGAAGCUUUAACAGCAGCACAAUUUCAUCCUGAUGGUUUGAUUUUUGGUACCGGAACAGCUGAUUCUCAAAUUAAAAUUUGGGAUCUCAAAGAACAAUCAAACGUUGCUAAUUUCCCUGGACACGUUGGACAGAUCACGGCAAUAAGUUUCUCUGAAAAUGGUUACUAUCUCGCAACAUCAGCUGAAGAUUCAUGUGUCAAGCUCUGGGAUUUGAGAAAACUUAAGAAUUUUAAAACAUUGCAACUGGAUGACUCGUAUGAUGUCAAAGACCUAGCUUUCGAUAAAACCGGAACUUACUUGGCGGUCUCUGGUACCGAUGUCAGAGUGUAUCUAUGCAAGCAGUGGCAAGAAUUAAAGGUAUUCAAUGAUCAUACAGCAGCGGCAACGGGUGUCAGGUUCGGUAAAAACGCCCAGUACAUGGCAUCAACGAGUAUGGACAGGACAUUAAAACUCUACGGGUUAUCUUAAAAAUAAAAACAAAAUAUAAUUUAUGUAUAUGAAAUUAUAAAUUAAUUUUUAAUAUUAUUUGUUAAUUAAGAAAUUGAUUGUGUGGACUUUAGAUAAUAAAUACUUUUCUUAUUAUCUUAUACAUAAA
Molecule: messenger RNA, 1740 nt
Organism: Microplitis demolitor
Lineage: Eukaryota; Metazoa; Arthropoda; Insecta; Hymenoptera; Braconidae
Gene: Prp19
Product: pre-mRNA-processing factor 19
Exons: 5
Coding region: 105-1613 (502 amino acids)
Biological process (GO): mRNA splicing, via spliceosome; protein ubiquitination; DNA repair
Cellular component (GO): Prp19 complex; cytoplasm; U2-type catalytic step 1 spliceosome
Molecular function (GO): ubiquitin protein ligase activity; protein binding
Source: RefSeq, a predicted model, not a curated record